This is a messenger RNA of Urocitellus parryii (Arctic ground squirrel), 5532 nucleotides long. RefSeq names its product ATP/GTP binding carboxypeptidase 1 (gene Agtpbp1). Gene Ontology annotation, molecular function: zinc ion binding; metallocarboxypeptidase activity. Gene Ontology annotation, biological process: C-terminal protein deglutamylation; proteolysis; protein side chain deglutamylation. Lineage: Eukaryota; Metazoa; Chordata; Mammalia; Rodentia; Sciuridae. The record is from RefSeq and is a predicted model, not a curated record.
GCCGCCGGUACUGACGGCCCGGAGCCGGGUGCCGAGCCUGGAGCGGCGGCUCUGCGCAGUCCCCGCCAGCGCCCCAGCUUGAGCCGAUUAUCUGCAAUGGUGAAAUGAAGUAACUCAAGAUGAGCAAGUUGAAAGUGAUACCYGAGAAAAGCCUUACCAAUAAUUCUCGGAUUGUGGGGCUCCUGGCUCAGCUGGAGAAAAUCAAUACUGAAUCUACAGAAUCAGAUACUGCCAGAUAUGUUACAUCAAAAAUUCUUCAUUUGGCUCAAAGUCAAGAAAAAACAAGGAGAGAAAUGACAGCCAAAGGUUCUACAGGAAUGGAAGUUCUGCUGUCAACAUUAGAGAACACUAAAGAUCUUCAAACUACGCUAAAUAUCUUGAGCAUUCUUGUUGAGCUGGUUUCAGCUGGUGGAGGUCGAAGAGCAAGUUUCUUAGUCACCAAAGGUGGUUCACAAAUAUUGUUACAAUUACUUACAAAUGCCAGCAAAGAUUCUCCCCCACAUGAGGAGUUAAUGGUGCAGAUUCAUUCUGUUCUUGCAAAGAUUGGACCAAAAGAUAAAAAAUUUGGAGUGAAAGCUAGAAUUAAUGGGGCUCUGAAUAUAACUCUGAGUUUGGUCAAACAGAAUUUGCAGAAUCAUCGCUUGGUUCUACCUUGUCUUCAGCUUUUACGAGUGUAUUCUGCCAAUUCUGUGAAUUCAGUAUCUUUAGGGAAAAAUGGAGUUGUGGAACUGAUGUUCAAAAUCAUCGGACCAUUUAGUAAGAAGAAUUCAGGUCUUAUGAAGGUUGCUUUAGACACUCUUGCUGCAUUGCUAAAAUCAAAAACAAAUGCCAGGAGAGCUGUAGACAGAGGAUAUGUCCAAGUGCUUUUAACAAUUUAUGUAGAUUGGCAUCGCCAUGAUAAUCGGCAUAGAAACAUGCUCAUUCGGAAAGGAAUUUUACAGAGCUUAAAAAGUGUUACAAACAUCAAGUUGGGAAGAAAAGCAUUUAUUGAUGCCAAUGGGAUGAAAAUUCUGUAUAACACUUCACAAGAAUGUUUGGCAGUCAGGACUCUUGAUCCUCUUGUCAACACCUCCAGUCUUAUAAUGAGGAAGUGUUUCCCCAAAAAUCGCCUGCCACUCCCAACGAUUAAGAGUUCUUUCCAUUUCCAGUUGCCAGUUAUUCCUGUUACUGGACCUGUGGCACAGUUGUACAGUUUACCACCUGAAGUGGAUGACGUAGUAGAUGAAAGUGAUGACAACGAUGAUAUUGAUUUAGAAGCUGAAAGUGAGAUGGAAAAUGAAGAUGACCUAGAUCAAAAUUUUAAGAAUGAUGAUAUUGAAACAGAUAUCAACAAAUUAAAACCCCAGCAAGUACCAGGACGAACCAUAGAAGAACUAAAAAUGUAUGAACACCUCUUCCCUGAACUUGUUGAUGAUUUUCAGGCAUUCACCCAUUCUGGGGCCUGUGCUCUGGCAGGAAUGCACCCUGUGUGUGGCACCCUCAACUUCGACUAUGAUUUAAUCUCCAAAGAACCAAAGCCUUUUGUAUUUGAGGGAAAAUUACGUGGCCCAAUUGUUGUUCCCACGGCUGGAGAGGAUGCAUCUGGGAGUCCAGCUAAUUUAAAAAAGGGACCUGUAAUGAAGGAAAAAGUAUCUCCUAAAGGAGAGGAAGAUAAGCAACCUGCCUUUAUGGAUGUAGCAAAAGAAGAUAUUAAAGCUGAUGACAGAACAUUACAACAGCAACUAGGUGAUCAAAAUAGAACUAUUUUACCAACCCAUGGCUUAAACAAUGAUAUUGUGAAAGCAUUGGACCGAAUCACAUUGCAGAAUAUUCCUUCUCAAACAGCCCCAGGUUUGACAGCAGAAGUUAAGAAGGACUGUAGUCUCCCUCUUGCUGUUCUCACAUGCACUAAAGCAUGUCCACACAUGGCUACCUGUGGAAAUGUUCUUUUCGAGGGUCGGACAGUUCAGCUAGGGAAGCUCUGCUGUACUGGGGUUGARACUGAAGAUGAUGAAGAUACUGAGUCUAAUUCAUCUGUGGAACAAGCAUCAGUUGAAGUACCUGAUGGACCUACACUCCAUGACCCAGACCUUUAUAUUGAGGUUGUGAAAAACACAAAGUCUGUCCCAGAAUAUUCAGAGGUGGCUUAUCCUGAUUACUUUGGUCACAUUCCACCUCCAUUCAAAGAGCCUAUUUUAGAAAGGCCUUAUGGUGUACAAAGGACAAAAAUUGCCCAAGAUAUUGAGAGGCUAAUACAUCAGACCGAUAUCAUAGAUCGAGUGGUAUAUGACUUAGAUAACCCAAAUUACACCAUUCCAGAAGAAGGAGACAUUUUGAAGUUUAACUCCAAAUUUGAAUCUGGGAAUCUUCGCAAAGUAAUCCAAAUAAGAAAAAAUGAAUAUGAUCUGAUUCUGAACUCAGAUAUAAACAGCAAUCAUUAUCAUCAGUGGUUUUACUUUGAAGUCAGUGGAAUGCGGCCAGGUGUUGCUUAUAGGUUUAACAUCAUUAACUGUGAAAAGUCCAACAGUCAGUUUAAUUAUGGUAUGCAACCACUCAUGUAUUCAGUUCAGGAAGCAUUAAAUGCCAGACCAUGGUGGAUUCGUAUGGGUACCGACAUUUGUUACUAUAAAAAUCAUUUCUCAAGAAGUUCAGUUGCUGCAGGUGGACAAAAGGGAAAAUCCUACUAUACAAUUACAUUCACUGUCAAUUUUCCACAUAAAGAUGAUGUUUGCUACUUUGCUUAUCACUAUCCAUAUACGUAUUCAACUUUACAGAUGCAUCUUCAAAAAUUGGAAUCAGCACACAAUCCUCAGCAAAUCUAUUUUCGAAAAGAUGUGUUAUGUGAAACCUUGUCUGGAAACAGCUGUCCCUUGGUGACUAUAACAGCAAUGCCAGAGUCUAAUUAUUAUGAACAUAUCUGUCAAUUCAGAAAUCGUCCUUAUGUUUUCUUAUCUGCUCGGGUACAUCCUGGAGAAACUAAUGCAAGUUGGGUUAUGAAAGGAACAUUGGAAUAUCUCAUGAGUAAUAACCCUACUGCUCAGAGCUUGCGAGAAUCCUAUAUUUUUAAAAUUGUUCCUAUGCUAAAUCCAGAUGGUGUCAUCAAUGGAAAUCACCGCUGUUCUUUAAGUGGAGAGGAUUUGAAUAGACAGUGGCAAAGUCCAAAUCCAGAUUUACAUCCUACAAUUUACCAUGCUAAGGGUCUGCUACAAUACCUGGCAGCAGUGAAACGUUUACCACUGGUUUAUUGUGAUUAUCAUGGCCAUUCUCGAAAGAAGAAUGUAUUUAUGUAUGGAUGCAGCAUCAAAGAGACAGUAUGGCAUACCAAUGAUAAUGCCUCUUCAUGUGAUGUUGUAGAAGAUAUGGGAUAUAGGACUUUGCCUAAGAUACUGAGCCAUAUUGCCCCAGCAUUUUGUAUGAGCAGCUGUAGCUUUGUAGUGGAAAAAUCUAAAGAAUCCACAGCACGUGUUGUAGUUUGGCGGGAAAUAGGAGUACAGAGAAGCUACACCAUGGAAAGUACUUUAUGUGGCUGUGAUCAGGGAAAAUAUAAGGGUUUACAGAUUGGUACUAGAGAAUUGGAAGAGAUGGGAGCAAAAUUUUGUGUUGGUCUGCUGCGUUUAAAAAGACUGACAUCCCCAUUGGAGUAUAAUCUGCCUUCCAGCUUGCUUGACUUUGAAAAUGACUUAAUUGAAUCAAGCUGCAAAGUAACUAGCCCUACCACUUAUGUUUUGGAUGAAGAUGAACCUCGAUUCCUUGAAGAAGUUGAUUACAGUGCAGAAAGUAAUGAUGAGUUAGAUAUUGAAUUGGCUGAAAAUGCAGGAGAUUAUGAACCUUCUGCUCAAGAAGAAGUUCUUUCUGACUCUGAAUUAUCAAGAACAUAUCUACCUUGAACCCUUUGCCAUAUCUUGUUAACUGCAAAGAAGAAAUGAAAUAUCUUGGUUUUUAUUACACAGGAAAUUUGAGGGAAAUGAGUUUAUAGAGAGCUGACUCAAAAAGAAAACCAAAAAAACAAGAAGUAACUUGGGCCUGUUUGGUUUCAAGACAAUAAAUAUGUUAUUAAUUCAUGAUAAAAUUGGCACUUUGUUUUAUUUUAGAUAUCAAUGCACUUUAUACAGCAUUGAAUUAUCAAAUAAUGGAUUUACUUAAAAAAAACCCUGAGUAUCAUUGCAUGAAUUUUUAUCUCCUCAUGGUUAUAUCCUGCAUCAAAAUGGAUAAUUUUGAAGUGUGUCAGAAUUUAAAAUCUGAAUUCUAGAGUUGUUGAAAACUAAUAUAUAUGUACUUGGAUUUCCAUGCGUGUGUUUGUGUAGAAAUGGGUAGAUAUUGAAGAUAAAACUGUUCUUCAGAAUCAUGCUGUUGGAUUGUGACUGAAAUAAUCCAGAAUUUGCCUUGAAACCAUUACAUUCUACAUUUACUAAAUUAAACAAAUAAAAAUUAUAUUAAAUGUUGCAUUUAUUUCGUCAUCCUUUUUAACCAGCUUAGAUUAUUUGAUGUGUAGAACUUUGUGAGAGUAUUAUAAAAAUCCAGUACCUGAACACAGUGAUAAAAUUUUUUUUUAAGCCUAAAGAUUUUGGUAUUAUGGAUAUACCUGUACCUAUCAUAAAAGAUAUAUUUAAACAGCUCUUUUCUCUAAAAUUGUGUAUCAUGGAUGCACUUAAAAUUUUUCACUGCAGUCAAUUAAGAAGAGUAAAACCACUUUGGAUACAAUCUGAUGUUAAAUGUACAUUGUUUAUUUAGCAUCUUGUGAGCUGUGCUAUGUUAUUAGAUUUAUUGAUGUGAAUUUAUUUAGGGCAUGCUGCUACUAACAUCAGAGUCCAAGAUGACUGCAGUGAAUCUUGUAGUGAUGUUUUCCUGAGUUUUAGCCCUCCUGCUGCAGGAAUGACUUGUCUUCAAAUAAAAUAAAAUGAACCCAGUGAUUUUUGAAUAAGUGCUUUAAGAACUAAGUUUCUGUUGUAACAGUACAAAUCCUCCAAAAUAACUGUAUCAAUAAAUUCUUGCCAGAAUUCAGGUCUUAGUUUUAGUACAUAARUUCCUUGCUUAAUCUUAGAUUAGAAUGUUUUUAACAUUAAAAUGGAAAAGAAAUUAUAAAAGUGUAUUUCAAAUUUAUGCAUUUUCUAAAUCAAUUGUAUUUUUUUUUGUACUGUUUAGGAUAUUUCAUCCACAGUGCAGAUUCUCUUUGAUGUCUUGGGAGCCAUGUUUAAAAACAUAGUGUGAGGCAAUUGAAAAGAGAUUUUUUUUCCCUCUAAAUAGUGUACUUCUUAUUAAUCUCAGAAAAUGAAGAUUAAAUAGACUGUGAAGUUGAACCAAUCCUAUUAGUGUGGUAGUCUAAUUUAGGAAAGAUCAGGAUAAUUUAGCAAGGUAAAGCAUUAUUUAUUUAUCACUUAUUUAUAAUUAUAAAUAUUUUAUCUUUAUAUAUAAAAAAUUACAUAUUUUAUUAUAAUUAUACUGUUACCAGAGAAUAGAUUAUGCAACCAUCAUAUCCAUGUAUGAAUUUUUCUUGACAAAAGUUUUACAGAAUUAGGAAUUAAAAAAAAAAAAACAAGAUAGUCAAAGCAACCA